AUGAAGUGCUUUGUGCUGGCCGCUGUUCUUCUAGUAGAAGUCGCCCGGGCCGGCUAUACCCCGGGAGACAACUUUGAUGAGAGUGACAUUACAGUUGAACACGAUAUGGGAGAUCACAGCGAUGGAUUCGGGGGUGGUCUCGGAGGAGGUGUUCACGAAGGGAGUGACCACGUUGGAAACGGAUACGGUGGGAAUGGUCAGAACGGGGGCGGUCACAGAGGAGGAGGCAAUGGCGGUGGAUACGGGACUAAUUACGGUGGGGGUGGACCCCAUGGCGGAGGAUAUGGCAGCGGAGGUGGUAAUGGAGGGGGUGUUCAAGGUGGUGGCUUUCCAAAUGGUAAUGGAAUGGGAGUUCAAGGGGGUAAUUUUGGAAAUGGUAACGGAGGGGGUAUUCAAGGAGGUGGCUUUGCAAAUGGUAUUGGAAUGGUUGUUCAAGGGGGUGGCUUUGCAAAUGGCAAUGGAGGGAAUGGUCAUGGGAAUGGUUUUGGAAAUGGUAAUGGGGGCAAUGUUCAAGGGAAUGGCUUUGGAAAUAAUAAUGUAGGGGGUGCUCAAGGGGUUGGCUUUAGUGGUGGCCAUGGUGGAAAUUUCAAGGAGGGUACCGUCCUUAUUGUGAAGGGCGGCGGGGGCGCUAGCGGCCACGGAGCCGGAGGUUCGUUCGCCGUUGCUGGACCUACUCACGUGAUUAAGACCGUGCACCGAGUCCGUACAAUUGACCUAGGUGGAAAGAUUCUAUCAAAAACCGGUGGAUCAACAAGUCGUUCUCGCGGUAAGGCGUACGUCGUCCAAGCUGUAAAAAAAGGAACGCUUCACUUAGUUUCUCAGCGACAGUUACCCAAACAGCAAACAUUUGGCAGCAAAGGGAAUGGCGGAUGGGCUCCGGCAGCAACUCCUCAACAAAAUAUUAACGGUGGCAGAGGCUGGGAACAGCCUGCCCCCCCUCCUCAAAGGAACCUUGGUGGCGGAAGUUGGCAGCAAGGCCCAACUAAGGGUCAACAGUCCGGGGGUCAACAGACCAAGAUUUUCGUCAUCGAGGCCGUGAAACAAAAUACAGGUCAGCAUGCCCCUCAGCAAUCUGCGGGCUCCUUUAAAUCCUUUCAUAAUGGCAACUCAAACGGGUGGGCACCUGCUCCCCAAAGGACCUUUGGAGGUGGAAACCAAGGCUGGCAGCAAAGUCCCGCACUAAUGCCCCAAAAAGGCCACGGAAAUGGCAGAGGUGUUCAACAAACUAAGGUUAUGCAAAUGGUUGCUGGACCUGGGUGGCCGCAAGCUGUACAGGCCCCUCAAAGGAAUCAUGGUGGUUCAUUGCAGCAGAGCAAGGUAUACGUCGUCCAGGACAUAAAGGAAGCGACAAUACACCCCGCACCUGCGAACUCGUUCAAUGGAGGCAAUGGAGCACAUAGAACCGCAGGCGGGAGCUGGGCGCCCAAUGGCGGCGGGGGUGGUAGUUCUGGAGGAUGGUAAGACUGAGGAUUGUGUGAGAUUAUCAGUCGCCCCGUCCAUCUAAACCUGUACCUUUAGCAGCUAAAUGCACUACGAGCAUAAACGUCACUCACCGGGACAACCUACAUUUGCAUUUAGACAGCAGCAGCUGCAACAAGAAGACGUACGAACUUGCCAGCCAAAUAAAGACAGGUCACUCUCGCGUUUUACCCAUGCUCAUAAUAUGCUAUGCACUAUAUACGCACAGAACUUUGGUAAAACGUACAGCUCCGAUGAAACGUAUAGCAACAUUCAUCAACGAGAAUUAAUGAAGAUCAUAGUUAGAAAAAACAGCUAGGCAACUGUAGGAUUAUUCAUGCACCAUUUUUGUAUGCCUUCAUUCACAACCACCAUUUCCCACUGAUGCCCAAAUGUUUGCAAUGAUAAAAUCAUAUCAUCACCAUACCUUUUAUAUAUAUAUAUAUACUACAGUGGUUAAAAGGAUCCUGUAGCGCUGUUGUAAAUCUCUAUCUUUAUUCGCAGAAAGAACAUCCCGGUCGCUCGAUCGCUGCUUAUUGUCUCAGAGUCAUGUACAGAUGAAUAUACAUAAAUACAAAUACUCACACACGUACACACCUACGUACUAGACAAAUGAAUUUAAAUGCUGAAUAAUCAAAUCUAGCCAAGAAAUAGCUUAAUAUAAUGAA
Molecule: messenger RNA, 2126 nt
Organism: Varroa destructor (honeybee mite)
Lineage: Eukaryota; Metazoa; Arthropoda; Arachnida; Mesostigmata; Varroidae
Source: RefSeq, a predicted model, not a curated record